AAACGAUAAAACGGUUCUCGAGUUUCUAGCUACUUUACUAUAAUGUCGACAAAGCACAUAUUUAACAAUCCAAACGAAGCCCUAUCAAAUUGCUUAAAGUCCUCUUCAGCCCUCAACCCUUCACUAAGAUUGGACGAAGUACAUAAAGUCGUCUGGGACACAUCAAAGCCCAGUGCACAUAGAACAGUCUCCGUAGUAGCCGGUGGUGGGAGUGGUCAUGAGCCUGCGCACGUAGACUACGUCGGUAGAGGAAUGCUCCAAGCUAGUGUGUCUGGCCAUAUAUUUGCCAGCCCAUCUUCAUCACAAAUACUGCAAGCUAUAGAGAAAACACCGCGCCAUCACGACGUUCUCUUGAUUGUUAAUCAAUAUACUGGGGACAAGCUCAAUUUUGGACUAGCAGCCCAACGUGCACGAUCAAACAGGAAUAUAGAAAGUAUAAUUGUUGGUGAUGAUGUAUCGCUCACCCGUUCUGCCAUUUCUAAAGUGGGUCGCAGGGGUCUCACUGCAAAUCCACUUGUAUGCAAAUGGACAGGUGCAGCAGCUGAGCGUGGGCUCCCAUUACUCGAAGUCAAGCUAGUUGGCGAGGCUAUCGCUACGAAUACCGCAACUAUCGGCGUAUCAGCUGAACAUUGCCAUAUACCAGGACGUCCAGUCGAUGGAGCUACAAAUCCGUACGUUGAGCUCGGCAUGGGAAUACACAAUGAACCAGGCGCCCGAAUUGUGCAAGAUGACGACAGCGGAAAUCUUAUCACCGAGAUGCUAUCUUAUAUUCUCAACAUGGAGGAUGAAUCAAGGUCUUUCGUCAAGUUCGACAAGCAGGAUGCUGUCAUUCUCGUCGUCAACAACCUUGGUGGUCUCUCAAGUCUGGAAUUAUCUGCUGUCGUUGGUCAAACCACUGAUAUUUUAUUUGACAAGUAUGGUAUCCACCCUAUACGAACACUGGUUGGAUCAUUUAUGACCAGUUUGAACAUGCCUGGGUUCUCACUCUCACUCGUCAACUUGUCGAACAUAGACAGCAUGGUACAUUCCCAAGAUGUGCUCGUGGAUGUAUCUCUCGUCGAUCUCCUUUAUGAUCCCACAUCCGCACGCGCUUGGCCAGGCGUAUGCGAAGCAGGUGUCGAGAAGGUUGUAGAGGAGGCGCAAAUGGAGAAGCAUGAUGUGCCGCGACUCUAUAGACCGACGAAUGAAAACGAAUUAUUCAUAGAGACACUCAUAAAACGCGCUUGCGAAGCUGCCUUAGCAGUCGAAGCUGACCUCACGAAGUGGGAUACAAUCGUUGGGGAUGGAGAUUGUGGUACUACUUUGUCGGCUGGUGCGCAAGCCAUACUGGAUGCACUAGACAGUGGCAGUGUACCUCUGGAUAAUCUGCCAAAUCUGUUCGAUAAGCUCUCAAUUAUCGUCGAGAGCAGCAUGGGUGGUACAGCGGGUGCACUAUUUGCCCUGUACUUUGCAGCAAUGUGUAAUCAAAUUCGCACAAAGACGAUAGGCGAAGCUGUACAAGCUUCAUUAAAAGAAUUGGAGAAUUUCACGCCCGCAAAGGUUGGUGAUAGGACAUUAAUCGAUGCGUUAGCGCCAUUUUGUCAGGCACUCUCUCGUGAUGGCAUAAAAAUUGCCGCAAAAUUAUCACAAGAGGGCGCGGAAGCCACAACCGGGAUGACGGCAAAAUUAGGUAGAGCCGCUUAUUGUACAUCAAAUGAUAGCACAAACAUACCAGAUCCUGGUGCUAUGGGCGUAUCAGCUAUAAUAUCAGGCAUUGCAGACUGUUUUGUAUGA
Molecule: messenger RNA, 1773 nt
Organism: Wallemia mellicola CBS 633.66
Lineage: Eukaryota; Fungi; Basidiomycota; Wallemiomycetes; Wallemiales; Wallemiaceae
Gene: DAK-1
Product: dihydroxyacetone kinase Dak1
Exons: 2
Coding region: 43-1773 (576 amino acids)
Biological process (GO): glycerol catabolic process
Cellular component (GO): cytosol
Molecular function (GO): glycerone kinase activity
Source: RefSeq, a predicted model, not a curated record